AAUCAUGAGCUCAAGAAGGUCCAAUGGAAAACAUGCCGAGGGUUAAAUGUCCAGCGAGCAUUGAGGUCAGCGAGAGAGAGAGAGAGAGAGAGAGAGAGGGGGGGGGGGAGGCUGUGAACUGAGGAUAAAGGUGAAACCUGCUCAGCUUGGAGCGUUUCUGUUUUAUUGUUAAUGGUGACAUUUCGUCAGACUUUGCGGUUUGCCUGCCUGAUCAGUUUAAAGGCACCUGGACUACAUUUACACCACCCGAGGGCGAAAAGGGCGGCAUUUAAAAACAGAUUUCAACCAUUCCUUGUCCCUUCACCUUUAAGGGGAGUGUGAAGCACAGAGUUGGCACACCCGCGCACAGCUUCCUGACUUGACUACGUGCUCUCCUCACGCUCACUCAGUGGAGCAGUGCUUUGGAGAGCAGAUGUGAUCCAGGUGUUUGACAUUCUGAAGGGAGAGAAGAGAAGGUUUGAAUGAUGUGGCUGCUGGCUUGUUGGAUACUGCCGUUUCUGAGGUGUGUGGCAUCAGAGCCCGUGGAGGAGGAGUGCCCCCGCUUCACGGAGCUGUCGGUGACGGAUACUCUGGUGGGCACGGAGCUGAAGGUCCGGCUGCUGCUCUACACUCGCGCCAACGAAACGUGUCCCACCCUGAUCACCGCCAAUAACUUGGGCCCCAUGAACCUGACCAAGAAGGUGGUCUUCCUCAUCCACGGCUACCGGCCCUUUGGCUCCAAGCCCAAGUGGCUGAGCAAAAUGGUGAAGAGCUUACUGGAUGUGGAGGACAUCAACUUGAUCGUGGUGGAUUGGAACCGGGGAGCUACUACCAUCAACUAUAUCGUUGCCGCCGGUAACACCAAGAAGCUGGCCGUCAAGCUCAAACCCGUAGUUGACCGUAUCCUGACAGACACGGGCUCGCUGGAUUCUGUUCACAUGAUUGGCGUCAGCCUGGGUGCACAUGCAGCCGGCUUCGUGGGCAGUAUGUUUCAUGGAAAAAUCGGUCAAAUAACGGGUCUGGAUCCGGCUGGUCCACAGUUCACUAACACUCCUCCCGAGGAGAGACUUGACCCGACCGAUGCCAAGUUUGUUGCUGUUCUUCACACGGAUAUGGAUGCUUUGGGUUUCCGGGAAGUUUUGGGGCACAUUGAUUACUACCCCAACGGAGGCAAAGAUCAACCUGGAUGUCCUGCCACCAUAUUAAAAGGAAAGGCGUACGUGAUCUGUGACCAUCAGCGGUCUGUCUACCUCUACAUGAGUUCCAUGUCGUCCUGUAAUUUCACCGUCUACCCGUGUCCCUCCUACAAACAAUUCCUCAACGGAGAAUGCAUGGUGUGCAACGGAACCUGUCCUAUAUUUGGUUACCACGCGAAGCCAGUGACACUUUCCCAGUCUGCGGUGUACUUUCUGACAGCCAGCAGCGAUCCCUUUUGCACGCACUCUUACAUGAUGGACAUCAUCGCCUGGAACCAGAAUGCCCGGGAGGGUUACCUGACCAUCGAGCUAACGGGAGAUUCUGCAACAGUGACGUCCGACGUAAAACAUGUUUCAAAAACGUUUGAGAGGUUCCAGGAAAUCAGUCUUCUGGUGAACGUAGACAAAGACCCUGGGAAUAUCAGGAGUGUCUCAUUGACCUACACUUCCACCAACUGGGUGGAGCCCAAGUUGCGAUUUGGGCUGCUCCGAAUGAGGCUGAGAUCCCUCACCUUCCCUGACAGACCUCACAAAUGUCGAUACGAUGUGAUUCUUCACAAGAGGACUCCGGUGACGUUUCAACCAUUGGAUUGUCAAGACCUGCAGAUGUAAAUGGAACAUAGGAACAGGAUGCAGCCCUCGAGUCUCUGCCGCCAUUCUACUAGAUCACGGCUGAUCUGUACCUCAACUCCAUUUACCCGCCUUUGCUCCA
Messenger RNA from Callorhinchus milii (elephant shark), 1887 nucleotides. It is a transcript of the gene lipia, whose product is annotated as lipase, member Ia. The record is from RefSeq and is a predicted model, not a curated record. Gene Ontology annotation, biological process: lipid metabolic process. NCBI's taxonomy places the organism in Eukaryota, Metazoa, Chordata, Chondrichthyes, Chimaeriformes, Callorhinchidae. Bases 462 to 1787 code for a protein of 441 amino acids. The transcript has 11 exons. Gene Ontology annotation, molecular function: lipase activity; carboxylic ester hydrolase activity.